This is a messenger RNA of Cantharellus anzutake, 462 nucleotides long. RefSeq lists its product as uncharacterized. The coding region runs from base 1 to 462 and encodes 153 amino acids. NCBI's taxonomy places the organism in Eukaryota, Fungi, Basidiomycota, Agaricomycetes, Cantharellales, Hydnaceae. The transcript is spliced from 4 exons. The record is from RefSeq and is a predicted model, not a curated record.
AUGCCCCUGGGAAUGGCGGAAAAUCAGUGUGGCCAGCGUGUAGAAAUAUAUCAGGAGACAACAGAAAAUCGUUCAUUCCGGGGGUUCAGAGCGUCGGAUGGUAUAGAUUCGGAAGCACAAUAUACAUACGACAAAGACACACCUGUUGUGGCAUCCCCGACCCGCAUUCCUCGCAUAAAGCGUCAAUUAGAAUUCGCCGUUAAUUUCGAAGCAAGUUUUACAACGCGGGAGAACACAGGAAGGAUGCAGAUAGGAGCGUUCGGGCGUUCGAUAUUUCCAUUGGCACGAAACAUCAAGAUCUUUGUGCUGUGCGGAGGCCAUAGCCCCCUCCACGCCUGCGGGUCAAAACAGGGCCUAGGCGCCCUGCGUCCGGGUAUACCGGUUCUUACGCGCUCUGUUGCGUGGAUAAUGGUCUUUCCUCAGCUACUUCCUCGAGGGCAACCCUUCCUAUUACGACAAUAA